AUGGAGGAAAAUGAUCAGUCACAAAAUAUCCCCUUGCUAUGUCGCAAAGGAUGUGGAUUUUACGGCAGUCCAAAUUUCGAUGGAUUUUGUUCUAAAUGCCAUCGCAGUAUGCAGGUCCAAGCUGAAAGCGCACAGGCAGCAUCACGUGUUACAUCGGAAUUCGAAGACAAACUGUCUCCUGAAAGGAGUAUGAAAAUAACAGGAUCAUCCGUAGACAACUCCCCCAAACGUGAGUCAGCACUAGUACCUCCUGUGACUAUCAAGAUUUCUGCCGAAUCCCAUUCAGAUUCUUCGCUCAAUGUCAGCCGUGAAGCGAACUUUACUUCGUCAGCCCCUGAACUAAACGCAGAGAAUGAGGUAUCUGCUGUUGGGUUAUCGGACUCCCUAAAUGAUGACUUGCGGUCAGAUAGUAAGCCAGAUUCACCCGCAUCGACGUGCUCCUCCGGACCCACUACAAAAACCAGACCACGCUGUGCUGUUUGUCAUAAACGUGUGGGUUUGACAGGUUUUAGUUGCCGCUGUGGUGGUCUUUACUGUAGUCUACAUCGCUACUCUGAUGCACACAACUGCUCUUUUGACUAUCGAGAAUCAGGUCAGGAAGAGAUCCGUCGUUCUAAUCCUCAAAUAGUUGCCAAAAAGUGCAGAAAAUAUGA
Molecule: messenger RNA, 653 nt
Organism: Heterobilharzia americana
Lineage: Eukaryota; Metazoa; Platyhelminthes; Trematoda; Strigeidida; Schistosomatidae
Source: the annotation of a GenBank genome assembly